Messenger RNA from Pogonomyrmex barbatus (red harvester ant), 1191 nucleotides. RefSeq names its product juvenile hormone acid O-methyltransferase-like. NCBI's taxonomy places the organism in Eukaryota, Metazoa, Arthropoda, Insecta, Hymenoptera, Formicidae. Gene Ontology annotation, molecular function: S-adenosylmethionine-dependent methyltransferase activity. The record is from RefSeq and is a predicted model, not a curated record.
AACAGGAGCGAACCCCCGUAUUGUGAACUGUCCCACCAGCCUUAGUACUUUUGAGCAGCUGUAAGAUCGAACGGUAGCAACUCGUACUACUUCAUAAUCGACAUUUUACGAAGAAGAAAAGGAACGUGAUUCAAGGAUUUGAUUUUAAAAUUUUACGAAAUAUCCAUAUCACGUCAGAGGUGCAUGAUGGAGAUGGCUCAAGAAUAUGCCAAAGCAAAUGUCUUAUCACGUCGUGAUGGCCAAGACAUUAUCGAGGAAUUUAGUUUCGAACUAUCGAAGGUACAAGGUAAAUGUCUCGACAUAGGAUCCGGUCCUGGUGAUGUUACCAAGGACUUCUUAUUCCCUCUAUUGCCGCACGACGUCGAGGUAGUAGGGUCGGAUAUAUCGCAAUCAAUGGUAAAUUACGCCCGUAAGAAUAACAGUAAUGAACGACUAUCGUACAUCAUCCUGGAUAUCGAAGGAAGAAUGCCAAGUGAGCAAAUCGGACAAUACGACUAUGUUACGUCUUUUUAUUGUCUGCACUUUGCCUACGAUUUAAGUCAUGCCUUCAAAAAUAUAUUCAAAUUGUUACGUCCGAAUGGAAAAGCGCUUGUGACGUUCCUUGAGUAUCAUAUCGUAUACGAGGUGUACAUACGUCUUAGCCAGAAUCCAAGAUAUGAAUUUUAUCUUCAGGAUGCGCAUCGCUACGUGCCGUAUUUCCAAAGAAAGGUAUACAAAAAUAUAGAAACUAGUUUACGAAAAAUGUUGGAAGACAUCGGCUUUGAAAUCUUACAUUGCAGCAAAAGAGAAAAAUGUUAUCAAUACAACAAUCAACAAAUUUUAAAAAAUCAAAUGUUAUCCAUUAAUCCUUUUAUAAGUCGAAUGCCAGAUGACAUGAAAGAUGAAUUCAUGGGCGAUCUGAUAAAAGAAAUAUUUAAGCAGGACGUUUGGAUACCAUUUGAAAACAAGAACAAUGAAUUCCUAUUGAAACACUACCUCUUAGUAGCAUAUAUAAAAAAACCUCAAUCGGCCAAUUAAGUACGAAAAAUAUAUCUCUACAUAGAAGGUGAAGGCAAAAUUAACAAAGUUACUUUUAUCUUAUUUGAUGUAUUGGCAAAAUAAUUAUAAUAUAAAGUACUAUAAAAUUUUAAUGUAAUAUCCAUUAUUGCUUUAUAUAUUAUUGCAAAAUAAAUAAAUAAGAAUAAUAAAUAA